GUAGCUCCGUUCCUAUUACGCAAUCGCCAAGUUUUGUUGCAGUAGCAAACGCAUGAUCAGGCAUAUACUCACUAGACCACGACCAUGGCUAGACUCUUCCAUGUUUCCAAAAUCUCUCUUUUGGAUUGGGCUUCCGGACAGUGGGUUCUCAUCGCAAGCUGCUCAGCUGACCCAAGAACCAGACGCCAACUGGGCAAUCCAGCAAGUUCCGGAGUUCGAUUCUCGUGCGUACGCAUGUAUGCUUCAAGAUUGCGUCAAGAACUCUCAGUUCGCGUUGGGAAAAUCUCUGCAUUGUGAUAUUCUGAAGAGAGGUGGGAGUUUGGGUCUGUACGGGCGGAACAUUUUGUUGAAUUUUUAUGUGAAGUCUGAGUUGAUGUCUUGUGCCCACCAGUUGUUCGACGAAAUGGCGGACAGAAACAUGGUUUCGUUUGUUACUUUGAUUCAGGGUUAUAUGCGGUUAGAGCAUUACGUUGAGGCUGUUGAGUUGUUUGUUAGAUUGCACAGAGAAGGCCACGAGCUCAACCCCUUUGUCUUCACAACAAUUUUGAAGGUGCUGGUGAAUAUGGAGUGGGCAGAGAUGGGAUGGGGCAUCCAUGCGUGUAUUUAUAAGCUUGGCCAUGACUUGAACCCCUUUGUUGCCACUGCACUAAUUGACGCUUACUCUGGCUGUGGGCUUGUUAAAGCUGCUAGGGAAAUCUUUGAUGGGAUUGUUGAUAAGGAUAUGGUUCUGUGGACUGGAAUGGUUACUUGCUAUGCAGAAAAUGGUUAUUCUGAAGAAGCUCUAGAGCUAUUCUCUGGGAUGAGAUUGGCAGGGUGGAGACCAAACAACUUUACCUUUGCUAGUGUAAUGAAGGCUUGUCAUGCAAUAGAGGCCAUUGACAUGGGGAAAAGUCUUCAUGGGUGUGUUUUGAAGACGAAUUAUAUGGUGGAUCCUUUUGUUGGUAUUUCAUUGCUUGACUUGUAUACAAAAGCUGGAGACAUUAAAGAGGCUAGGUACAUUUUUGAAGAAAUUCCCAAAGAUGAUGUAAUUCCUUGGAGUUUCAUGAUAGCACGAUACUCACAGAGUGACCAGUGUGACGAGGCUUUGGAUUUGUUUUGUCAAAUGAGGGAAGCAUUGGUUGUUCCAAACCAUUUUACUUUUACUAGUGUACUGCAAGCAUGUGCAACAAUGGAGGCUAUGGACCUGGGAAGGCAAAUCCAUUGCCAUGUAACAAAAGUUGGUCUUGGUUCAGAUGUAUUUGUAUCAAAUGCCCUCAUGGAUGUAUAUGCUAAAUGUGGAAUGUUGGAGAGCACAGUGCAACUAUUUACAGAUUCAGCAAACAGGAAUGAUGUAUCAUGGAACACCAUCAUUGUUGGCCAUGUGCAAAUGGGUGAUCAUGAGAAGGCAAUGCAUCUGUUCACAAGUAUGCUUGAAGUCCAAGUGCAAGCUACUGAGGUCACAUACUCUUCUAUCCUGCGUGCUUGUGCCAGCCAAGCUGCAUUGGAGCCAGGUAUGCAGAUACAUGCAUUGACUGCAAAAACUAUUUACGGUCACCAUGUUGCUGUUGGAAAUGCCCUGAUAGAUAUGUAUGCAAAGUGUGGGAAUGUUAAGGAUGCUCGUCUGGUCUUUGAUACACUGAGUCUGCGAGAUGUAGUCUCUUGGAAUGCUAUGGUCUCUGGAUAUUCCAUGCAUGGUUUGGGUAGUGAGGCUCUGAAAGUCUUUGAGAGGAUGCGAAGCAUGGAUAUCAAACCUAAUCAGUUGACUUUUAUUGGUGUUCUUUCGGCAUGUAGUAACACAGGAUCAUUGGAUCUAGGACAAUCUUAUUUCUCCCUGAUGCAAGAGCACUAUGGUAUUGAACCUUGCAUAGAGCAUUAUACUUGUAUGGUGUCACUUUUAGGGCGAUUAGGUCAUCUUGACAGAGCUGUCAAGAUGAUUGAGGAGAUUCCUUAUGAGCCCAGUAUUAUGAUAUGGCGUGCUUUGCUUGGGGCAUGUGUUCUCCAUAGUAAUGUUGAACUUGGGAGAACUGCUGCUGAACGUGUUCUUGAGAUGGAUCCACAAGAUGAAUCGACCUAUGUGUUAUUAUCUAACAUGUAUGCCACUGCAAAAAGAUGGGAUAAUGUAUCUUUUGUUCGGAAAAGCAUGAAGAAGAAACGAAUAAAGAAGGAACCAGGACUAAGUUGGGUUGAAAACCAGGGAGUUGUUCAUUAUUUCUCUGUUGGAGAUGUUUUGCAUCCUGAUAUUAAACUAAUUCAUGCAAUGUUGGAGUGGUUCAACAUGAAAAGCAAGGCUGCUGGUUACAUUCCGAAUCUUGAUGCCGUUUUACUUGAUGUUGAAGAUGAUGAAAAGGCACGGCUUUUAUGGGAACAUAGUGAAAGACUGGCAUUAGCUUUUGCUCUAAUUAGAACUCCUUCUGGAAGCCCCAUUCGUAUUAUUAAAAACCUCAAAAUAUGUAUGGACUGCCAUGCUGCAAUCAAGAUUAUAUCAGCUCUCGUGCAUCGAGAAAUUAUUAUUAGAGAUAUAAACAGGUAUCAUCACUUUCAGGAUGGGAUGUGCUCUUGUGGUGAUUAUUGGUGACACGGGCUCCUUCUUAAUAGUCAUUGGGUGCCAUAUUCAUGGAAGACAAAGCUGGAAGUUGUUCUUUCGGUGGUGCCUUAGAAGUCCCCAUCUUCUUGAUGAAAAUCUGAAAAAACAUGCUGGUAUGAUUUGAUCAUCUGUAUCUUUGAGGGAUGGAUCAUUUACAAAAUUAGCAUAAAGGAAUCCAGAUCUGUUUUUCAUCUAAAUGUGUGGUGUAUGAAUCGCAUUUACUGGGAGGAUUGCAGUCAUAUUUUGUCAUAAAAAUUUGUGAGCUUGGUGCAUCUAGGCUAUUGGUGAAUUAUUCGGUUGUACCUGCUACACUGCGCUAAUUGAGAUGUUAAGAAAGCAUUGCUCAAGAUCUGGAUGGCCGUCUGAGUGUCUGGCUAAACUAGUCUUCAUUUCAACACCAUGUUCUGAAGGUGCAAGCAUACCAGGAAAUGGUGAUUUGCAUAAGAGAAUAAGAGAUCGAAGGACUGCAAGUUGAUUCCUAGGUUGCUACUAAGAAGAACAAGGACAAGGACAGAUCUGAGCAAAAGUCUGGUCUCUGUUGAUUAGUUGAGUCACCAUGAUUUACCCUGCCACAAUCUUGUCGGGCUGGAGUGUUGGUUCGUCUGGAGUGUGCAAUUUCAUCUUUUGUCACAAGAGAUCGGGAACAAUGCUUGUACAUUCAAGGUUGGCUACUAAGAAGAACAAGGACAAGGACAAAUUUGAGCCAAAGUCUGACCUCUGUUGAUUAGUUGAGUCAUCAUGAUUUACCCUUCUGCAAUCCUGUCGGGUCGCUUGGAGUGUACGAUUUCACCUUUUGUCACAUGAGAUCGGGAACAAUGCCUGCACAUUCAAGGUUGGCUACUAAGAAGAACAAAGACAAGGAUAGAUUUGAGCAAAAAUCUGAUUAGUUGAGUCACUAUAAUUUAUCCAUUUAUAAUCUUGUCGGACCGGAGUGUGGGGUCAUCGCUUGGAGACUGGAGUGUGUGAUUCUAUCUUUUGUCACAGGAACAAUGCCUGCACAUUCAAGGUUGGCUACUAAGAACAUAGGAAGAUUAAACAGUUGAUUCCUUGUCCUUGUUUUAGAAUAUUAUUUUUAUACCACUUAAUUUAAUUUGAUUAAAUAAAAUUUGUAUAUCUGUAAAAUCUUGGAGAGGAUGCGAGUAGUAUCUUUUUCCCGUUGGCAACUGUCGGAAUCUUUGGCCCCACAAUUUCCGGCAGCCCGGCCAAUGUUACAGCUUCAAGGCUUUCCCACCCACACAUAUAUAU
Messenger RNA from Ipomoea nil (Japanese morning glory), 3808 nucleotides. Its product is annotated as putative pentatricopeptide repeat-containing protein At5g13230, mitochondrial. NCBI's taxonomy places the organism in Eukaryota, Viridiplantae, Streptophyta, Magnoliopsida, Solanales, Convolvulaceae. Gene Ontology annotation, molecular function: zinc ion binding; RNA binding; protein binding. The record is from RefSeq and is a predicted model, not a curated record. The transcript has 4 exons. The coding region runs from base 53 to 2554 and encodes 833 amino acids. Gene Ontology annotation, biological process: RNA modification.